UUAUUUUUAAAAUUGUAUCAUAUAAAAAAUUAAUUGAACAUUUUAUACUUUAUAUUUUGUUUAAUAAAAAAAUGCAGAUCAUUUAAUUAUUUUAAUUUAUCUCAUUAUAUUGUUCGUAUGUAAUUAGAAACAAUAUAUAAUAAAUAAAUAUUGAAAAUUGCAUGAAAAAUGUUAGUUAUAAUUAUAAUAGAGUCAUACGAUGAUUAUACAACGUGUCUUUACAAAGUUCAUUAUAAUUAUGUUAUAAGGGAAAAAUUAGUGCAACGCAGUGGAACACGACACGAUAUGAUAUGAUGUACAGAGUACUAAUAUUAUACAUGUUAUGCGCUGUCGCAGUCGGAAUAAGCCGAGUAAAACCGAAAGAGAAAGAAAAGAAGUAUGAGCAUUACUAUAUCGUGUACGAUAGUACCCAAUUAAUACUAAGUACGAAUUGAAUAAUUGUUCGAAAUGUUUAAAAAAAUAUAUUUCUAACAUAAAUAUUAUAUAAAUAUCUAUCAUAAAUAUGUAUAAUUAAGAAAUAAAUAAAAAAAGGAAAAAAGAAAACAAAAAAGAUAGUUUAUUUGAGAUUAUACGAAUCAUACAUAACGAAUUCACGGCUACGAGUCAUUCAUCUAGUCUCGUUUCCGAAUCGAUUUCUCUACGUUUAAUACGUUCGUGUCGCUAACAAUCUUCAACUGUCGAAUUAUGGGCUCAGUCGUUUUAAAAUCUCUUUCAGUUCUUCUUGGGAUAUUCUUCGUUUUCGUUGGUACUAUGAAAUUGACUUCUCAUAUUAGUAAGGAUCUGCACAAGGAUUUGAGGAAAGAAUAUGUGAAAUAUGCAAAGGUAUUUCCACUAUCUGGUACACUGGAUUUUAAAGUACCAAGUAAAUGGUAUAGAAGAGUUGUUGGAUCAUUGGAAAUUAUUUGCGGACUCGCAAUGGCCAUAGUUCCAAGCCAUAAAAUAAAAAAUGCAUCAAAUACAGUAUUAUUAUUAUUAAUGUUAAUGGCUGUAUAUUCACAUUAUAUGGUAAAUGAUAAAUUUGAAAGGAUUGCACCAGCAUUGGUGUUCUUUUUUAUGCUAACAGGCCGAUUAGUAAUAGAUUGGCAACUUAGACGAGAAGAUACACAACCAGUAACAGCUAAUGGUGUAGAUGAUAAAACUAAGAAACAAGAUUGAAUUUGGAAUUCUUAUACAUAUUCAUGAGACUAAAACUUUCAUUUGAUUAUCAUAUUAAUUAUCACCUGCAAUGUAUCAUGUAGGUAAUAGUUUCUUAAAGGAAUUCUUAUUAUGCACAACAAAUAAAUUACUCAUUUGAUUUUUGA
This is a messenger RNA of Apis laboriosa (Himalayan honeybee), 1301 nucleotides long. RefSeq names its product novel acetylcholine receptor chaperone. The coding region runs from base 685 to 1155 and encodes 156 amino acids. NCBI's taxonomy places the organism in Eukaryota, Metazoa, Arthropoda, Insecta, Hymenoptera, Apidae. Gene Ontology annotation, biological process: chaperone-mediated protein complex assembly; positive regulation of protein localization to cell surface. The record is from RefSeq and is a predicted model, not a curated record. The transcript has 4 exons. Gene Ontology annotation, cellular component: endoplasmic reticulum.